AUUUCAUGCAACCGAACUUACAGCAUUGACUCGCGACUCAGCAGAGGCCACGGUGAACACCCUCAAACGGUCUGCCUCCCCAGUCACGGCGACAAUUCCAGACUUGCCGAUCGAUCGCGACGUCGAGUCUUGCAAGAAAAAGCCGAAAUUAGAGAAGCAGACUGGCUCAGCAAAGGGACGGUCCACCUAUACUGGCUUUCGGCCGUUCUACCAGAAGCCUAAACCCAAGCCAGUCCAACGUAAAGUGGUGAGAAUGUCUGCUUAAGACUCACUGAAGUAGCAAGGCAUCAUGAGCUCACAUUCAAAGAAGACCGCAGACAAGCCGGUGGACCCUCCACCCAAAGAUACGGCCACAGUUCAAGACAGCGAAAGCAGUGCUCAUUGGUUGUUGGACUCCGUUAUGUGCACGAAGAGAGGCAUGACGGUCGUCAUAUCAGGCUCUUCGGGAGGGCACGAGGACCGCGGCUGGUACAACGGCGAGUGCGAGGGCGAACACGGUGUGGUCAAAUCGGUCUUCAACACGGGGAACGGAACCUUCUCGUCCACCGCGCAAGUGAAGAUCUUGAACCCUCGCGAGGGCGCCCCCUCAGUCUUCGCGAUCCCUGUCGAGUAUCUUGUCCCAGUGAGACCCGAGAAUCCAGGACAAAAGGCUCUUGUGCUGGAUGGUGACUGCAAGGGCGAGGUGGCGGUCAUCAGGGAGGAAGGUGAGGUGGUCGAUGAGUGGUUUGUCUCGGUGCGGAACAACCACUUCGAGAUCAGUGGUGAGAAGCUGGUCCUCUACUCGGAGGUUACGGAUACAUUCUGAGCAUGCAUCGCAGUAUUUCCUGUCCUUGUCUUCCGUCCUGCUACUGAGUCUUCUGGCCAUCGUUGACUGAUGCCUUGCUGCGGCCUGCAUGUUUUUCGUCUUGCUGUCGACGCUAUCUCUGACGAAGCUUACUCUAACUCAAAUUAAUUCUGCCAUGGUGCUUUCUGCGUAU
This is a messenger RNA of Fomitopsis serialis, 977 nucleotides long. RefSeq lists its product as uncharacterized. The coding region runs from base 290 to 805 and encodes 171 amino acids. The record is from RefSeq and is a predicted model, not a curated record. Lineage: Eukaryota; Fungi; Basidiomycota; Agaricomycetes; Polyporales; Fomitopsidaceae. The transcript is spliced from 2 exons.